GAGGACUUAUUUCCAACACCUGCUGGGCCGCGACCCCGCCUGGGGACAGACGUACCGCCGCGUGCACCCUCACCACGCCCUAGCCAGGCAACCCCCGGCCUCAGCGGCGCGCCGGGGUGGAGCCCGGCCGGGACCCUGCUGGGCCUCCGACGCUCGGGGGCCAGAACCGCAUCCCACCUGCCAGCUAGUCGGGGCCCAGGCAGCGGCCGUCCCCUCCCGCCCGGCUCCGCGUAAAACCCGGAGCGGAGGCCGGUCCCGGCUCCCUCGAGGCGGCGCGGCGCGGCGCGGCGGACUGGGCAUGCGCAAUGCGCAAGGCCGGCUCCCAGCGCCAAAAGGAAGCGUUCUCAGAGAUCGCAGCGGCUGCGCCGGGGUAUGCGGAACGGGCUCGCGUGGCUGCUGCAUCCCGCGCUGCCCAGCACCUUGCGCUCCAUCCUCGGCGCCCGCCGGCCGCUCGCGAAGCGACAGUGUGGUUUCCAAAGAAAGACUUACAGCAAGAUGAGCAAUCCGGCUAUCCAGAGAAUAGAAGACCAAAUCGUCAAGUCUCCUGAAGACAAGCGAGAGUAUCGUGGGCUGGAGCUGGCCAAUGGCAUCAAAGUGCUUCUCAUCAGUGACCCCACCACGGACAAGUCAUCGGCGGCACUCGACGUGCACAUAGGUUCAUUGUCAGACCCUCCAAAUAUUGCUGGCUUAAGUCAUUUUUGUGAACAUAUGCUGUUUUUGGGAACAAAGAAAUAUCCUAAAGAAAAUGAAUACAGCCAGUUUCUCAGUGAGCAUGCUGGAAGUUCAAAUGCCUUUACUAGUGGAGAGCAUACCAAUUACUAUUUUGAUGUUUCCCAUGAACACUUAGAAGGAGCCCUGGACAGGUUUGCCCAGUUUUUCCUGUGCCCACUGUUCGAUGCAAGCUGUAAAGACAGAGAGGUGAAUGCAGUUGAUUCGGAGCACGAGAAGAACGUGAUGAACGACGCCUGGAGACUCUUCCAGCUCGAAAAAGCUACCGGGAAUCCCAAGCACCCCUUCAGCAAAUUUGGAACAGGAAACAAAUACACUCUAGAGACUCGACCCAACCAAGAAGGCAUCGAUGUAAGGCAAGAACUCCUGAAAUUCCAUUCUACGUAUUAUUCAUCCAAUCUGAUGGCUAUUUGUGUUUUAGGUCGAGAAUCUUUAGAUGACCUAACUAAUCUGGUGGUGAAGCUAUUUUCUGAAGUCGAGAAUAAAAAUGUCCCUUUGCCUGAAUUUCCUGAGCACCCUUUCCAAGAAGAACAUCUUAAACAACUUUAUAAAAUAGUACCCAUUAAGGAUAUUAGGAAUCUGUAUGUGACAUUUCCCAUACCAGACCUUCAGCAGUACUACAAAUCUAAUCCUGGUCAUUAUCUUGGUCAUCUAAUUGGGCAUGAAGGUCCUGGAAGCCUGCUGUCAGAACUCAAGUCAAAGGGCUGGGUAAAUACCCUGGUUGGUGGACAGAAGGAAGGAGCCCGGGGUUUUAUGUUUUUCAUCAUUAAUGUGGACUUAACUGAGGAAGGGCUAUUACAUGUUGAAGAUAUAAUUUUGCACAUGUUUCAAUACAUUCAGAAGCUACGUGCAGAAGGACCUCAAGAAUGGGUUUUCCAAGAGUGCAAGGACUUGAAUGCUGUUGCCUUUAGGUUUAAAGAUAAAGAAAGACCACGAGGCUACACAUCCAAGCUUGCAGGGAAAUUGCAUUAUUAUCCCCUAAAUGGAGUACUCACGGCUGAAUAUUUACUGGAAGAAUUUAGACCCGACUUGAUAGACAUGGUUCUUGAUAAGCUGAGACCAGAGAAUGUCCGGGUGGCAAUAGUUUCCAAAUCAUUUGAAGGGAAAACUGACCGCACAGAGCAAUGGUAUGGAACCCAGUACAAGCAGGAAGCUAUCCCAGAGGAAGUCAUUCAGAAAUGGCAAAAUGCUGAACUGAACGGGAAAUUUAAACUUCCAACAAAGAAUGAAUUUAUUCCUACAAAUUUUGAGAUUUUAUCAUUAGAAAAAGAUGCAACACCAUACCCUGCUCUUAUUAAGGAUACAGCCAUGAGUAAGCUGUGGUUCAAGCAAGAUGAUAAAUUUUUCUUGCCGAAAGCUUGUCUCAACUUUGAGUUUUUCAGUCGCUACAUUUAUGCUGAUCCUCUCCAUUGCAACAUGACAUACCUGUUUAUCAGGUUAUUGAAGGAUGAUUUAAAAGAGUAUACAUAUGCAGCACGCCUGUCAGGUUUGAGCUAUGCCAUUGCAUCAGGGAUGAAUGCAAUACUUCUCUCAGUGAAAGGUUAUAAUGACAAACAGCCAAUUUUGCUAAAGAAGAUUACCGAAAAAAUGGCUACUUUUGAGAUUGAUAAAAAAAGAUUUGAAAUUAUCAAAGAGGCGUAUAUGCGAUCGCUUAACAAUUUCCGGGCUGAGCAGCCCCACCAGCAUGCCAUGUACUACCUCCGCUUGCUGAUGACCGAAGUGGCCUGGACUAAAGAUGAGUUAAAAGAAGCCCUGGACGAUGUUACCCUACCCCGACUUAAGGCCUUCAUACCUCAGCUACUGUCUCGGCUGCACAUCGAAGCCCUUCUCCAUGGCAACAUAACAAAGCAGGCUGCAUUAGGAAUUAUGCAGAUGGUUGAGGACACCCUUAUUGAGCAUGCUCACACCAAGCCUCUCCUUCCAAGUCAGCUAGUUCGGUACAGAGAAGUCCAGCUCCCUGACAGAGGAUGGUUUGUUUAUCAGCAGAGGAAUGAAGUUCACAAUAACUGUGGCAUCGAGAUCUACUAUCAGACAGACAUGCAGAGCACCUCGGAGAACAUGUUCCUGGAGCUUUUCUGUCAGAUUAUCUCUGAGCCUUGCUUCAACACCCUACGCACCAAGGAGCAGCUGGGCUAUAUUGUCUUCAGUGGACCUCGCCGAGCCAAUGGCAUCCAGGGCUUACGCUUCAUCAUCCAGUCAGAAAAACCACCUCAUUACCUGGAGAGCAGAGUAGAAGCCUUCUUACUCACCAUGGAAAAGGCCAUAGAGGACAUGACAGAGGAGGCCUUCCAGAAACACAUUCAAGCGUUAGCAAUCCGUCGACUCGACAAACCAAAGAAGCUCUCUGCAGAGUGUGCUAAAUACUGGGGGGAGAUCAUCUCGCAGCAGUACAAUUAUGACAGAGAUAACAUAGAAGUUGCAUAUUUAAAGACACUUACCAAGGAUGAUAUCAUCAAAUUCUACAAGGAAAUGUUGGCUGUGGAUGCACCGAAAAGACAUAAAGUGUCCGUCCAUGUUCUUGCCAGGGAAAUGGAUUCUUGUCCUGUUGUUGGAGAAUUCCCCUCUCAGAAUGAUAUAAACUUGUCAGAAGCACCAGCCUUGCCACAACCCGAAGUGGUUCAUAACAUGACAGAGUUCAAGCGUGGCCUGCCUCUGUUUCCCCUUGUGAAACCGCAUAUUAACUUCAUGGCUGCAAAACUCUGAAGAGAAUGGAUUCGUUCCUGUGUCUCCCAAGGCCUGGGAAAGCAAUCUUAACCACUUGAGUAGUUUCUGGCUUGCUAUUAGACAGACAAACAGAAAAGAGUUAUCAGACGUUAUUAUGUAGAAAUGUUAAAAACCCAAAGUAAUAAAAUUAUAAAAUCUUAUAGAUGUAGAAUAUUUUUAAAACACAUGCCUCUUAAAUAUCCUAAUUUUUUUUUCCUUUUUAGUCCUCAGAGAAAUUCCCUUAUAUUAACUGUUUAAUCUGAAGAAAGCUACCCCAAUAGAAUCCUUCUUCCUUAUCCUGUGAAAUAGUCACUUGUCCGAAGAUAAUAAGAGUUUUUUUCUAAAAGAUUUCAAAAACAUUUAGAAAGGGUUACCUUUUAAAGAACCGAUCCUCAACUCUGCUUUCUAUUUGAUAGUUUCCUAUAAAUCAACCGAAAACAUUACAUUUGGCAGAUAACACACAAAGCAAUGUCAUUUUCUUUUAUUAGUGAACGUGCUGAUUAUCUAAGGCAUGGUUUUAAUGUUUUUAUAAAAUUUGGGUAUGUUUUUUAAUCUUCUUAGCCAAAUGCUGGAAAGCCCUAGAACACCCGAUUUACAGUGCUAGAAACCCAGAUUAACCUUACAUCAAGUUGGGAAUUUCUCAGGAUUCCUGUGGGUUCUCUCUCAUUGAAUUCUGUUGACAUUUCUGUUUUUCUGUAGUUGGUUUGCGGUGUUCCGUCAGCAGAUGCUUGCUGCUGUAUAGCGUGUGAGACAUGCUGGGCUAACAUCAGCUCUUGUAACUCCCUGUAAUUGCUAGGGUGAAAUUGUGAUCAGUGUGUGAACUAAACCAUUUGCCCCUUAGGGUCUCAAAAGGCAGCAAAUACAAAGGCACCUCUUUGGAGAUAGGAAACGGUUACGUUCUUAAAUAGCCAGUCUCCUUCAGACUCUAAACGCCCUCGCUGCUUCCGGUCUCAUCUUGCCUUAAGUGUUAUUUUUUUGAAUAUAUGAAUAUAAACAUACAGAUGAUGACUGGAGUGGACUUUUAAAAAAUAUUUUUUUCACAAGAUACUAUUUUAGGUGAAAAUGUUACUGUAGAUUUAACAGCUGUUUUAAAAUAUUUGCUAUUAUUAAGACUUGCUUCAAGAGCAAGCGUGGCUGUUUCCACACACCGGCAAUAGUGAUAGAAAGUGCUCCUGUUUGUCCGCUGACUCAAGCAAGGUACAGAAUGGCGUUUCCAAGUGACGUUUUACUGCCCCAUAGGACUUGGUUUGCCAGGAUUUUCUGCUCUAGAGUCUUGGCUUUUCACAGCUUAAGUUUUCAUAUUUGCCAUUUUCCAAAUAACUUGUGAACUUGGGCGGCCGUGGAGGCCGCUCUCCCCGUGGUGCUGCGACGUCUUUUAUCCAUGCAUUUUAAGAGCCUCUCGGUGAAAAUCCUGUCCUUGUCCGUCCCAUCAGAAGGUCUGAGUCACCAUUUCCUUCUCGUCUGAGCAAUUGGCCAAGUAGCCAAGGCUGACUUUGAACUCCUGAUCCUCCUGCCUCCACCUCUCAAGGGCCGGGAUUAGGCGUGCGCCACCCUGCCCAACUUGACUAUGCAGCUUUUCAUCGAACUGCAAAAUAUAUACAAGACAAAUCCAACACUAGUCCUGAGUGUUUGAAUCCAUCAUUGUAAAAGCAAAUAACAGUCUGCUACCUUUUCUGUAAAUGAUUACAUGCCGUCGAGUAACUUAGCUCUUUUUCAAAAGAUGGGUACAGUUAAAAGCAUGUCUUUGGUAUGAGAAAAGGCCCUUGAAGCGAUUGGAAAACGAUCCCAUGUCAUCCUCCAUGAACCUGCACGUGGUGUUGAGUGUGCUUCAGAGCUCCUGUGUGUCACUUGGCAUCCUGACAGGUUCAUCGCAGCGGGUCCAGGUUGUGGUCCAUGAACUAGAACAGACUGCCCAGAGACUGCCAUGUACUCACGCUUAGCAAGUGAGAUUUGUGAAAAAGUCAUGUUACCAGAGACUUAGAAGAGUCUUUUUGAUCAGUUGAUGUGUAAGAGCAUGUGACACUGCCAGGAUGGUGGGGUCCUAGGGUUGUCCUGUUUACAAUAAAUCUCCUGAACCCAA
Molecule: messenger RNA, 5512 nt
Organism: Peromyscus eremicus (cactus mouse)
Lineage: Eukaryota; Metazoa; Chordata; Mammalia; Rodentia; Cricetidae
Gene: Ide
Product: insulin degrading enzyme
Exons: 25
Coding region: 373-3432 (1019 amino acids)
Biological process (GO): peptide catabolic process
Cellular component (GO): cytosol; peroxisomal matrix; mitochondrion
Molecular function (GO): metal ion binding; metalloendopeptidase activity
Source: RefSeq, a predicted model, not a curated record